ACUUCCCCGCCGUCGCCCUCAAAGGAGCAGCCGCUCCUCCUCGCGCCGCCGCCGCGUCCGCAGAGCUCCUCUCCUGCACAUCGCUCCCCCGAUGGACCCCGGGCGCCGCCGCCGCCGCCGCUGCCCCGAGCCCUGAACCGGGCCUCCUCGGCCGGAGAAACGUGCCGCCCGGCCCGAGGGCGCAUCAGGGGCACGCCACCUGGGGUGCAGGGCGCGGGUUUCGGGAAGGAGAAAGUGCUGCUCUCCAGGGUCACUUGGCCAGCGGCCGCGGGGGGGGACCAUGGCUUUGAAGGACACGGGCAGCGGCGGCGGCACCAUCCUGCCCAUUAGCGAGAUGGUCUCCUCGUCCAGCUCGCCCGGCGCGUCGGCAGCCGCCGCCCCGGGGCCCUGCCCGCCCUCGCCCUUCCCCGAGGUGGUGGAGCUGAACGUAGGGGGCCAGGUCUAUGUGACCAAGCACUCGACGCUGCUCAGCGUCCCGGAUAGCACUCUGGCCAGUAUGUUCUCGCCCUCUAGCCCCCGGGGCGGCGCCCGACGCCGGGGCGAGCUGCCCAGGGACAGCCGGGCGCGCUUCUUCAUCGACCGGGACGGCUUCCUCUUCAGGUACGUGCUGGAUUAUCUGCGGGACAAGCAGCUCGCGCUGCCGGAGCACUUCCCCGAGAAGGAGCGGCUCCUGCGCGAGGCCGAGUACUUCCAGCUCACCGACCUGGUCAAGCUGCUGUCGCCCAAGGUCACCAAGCAGAACUCGCUCAACGACGAGGGCUGCCAGAGCGACCUGGAGGACAACGUCUCGCAGGGCAGCAGCGAGGCGCUGCUGCGCGGGGCGGCGGCCGCAGCGCCCUCGGGUCCCGGAGCGCACGGGGGUGGCGGCGCACCGGACAAGCGCUCCGGCUUCCUCACGCUCGGCUACAGAGGCUCCUACACCACGGUGCGUGACAACCAGGCGGAUGCCAAGUUCCGGCGCGUGGCGCGCAUCAUGGUGUGCGGACGCAUCGCGCUGGCCAAGGAGGUGUUCGGAGACACGCUCAACGAGAGCCGCGACCCUGACCGGCCGCCCGAGAAGUACACGUCCCGCUUCUACCUCAAGUUCACCUACUUGGAGCAGGCGUUCGAUCGCCUGUCUGAGGCCGGCUUCCACAUGGUGGCGUGUAACUCCUCGGGCACCGCCGCCUUCGUCAACCAGUACCGCGAAGACAAGAUCUGGAGCAGCUACACGGAGUACAUCUUCUACCGACCAUCUCAGAAAAUAGUGUCACCUAAACAAGAGCAUGAAGAUAGGAAACAUGACAAAGUCACAGAUAAAGGAAGUGAGAGUGGGACUUCCUGUAAUGAGCUCUCCACUUCCAGUUGUGACAGCCACUCAGAGGCAAGCACUCCCCAGGACAACCCACCCAGUGCCCAGCAGGCGACAGCUCACCAACCUAACACCUUAACAUUGGAUCGUCCUUCCAAAAAAGCACCUGUGCAAUGGAUGCCCCCACCAGACAAACGCAGAAACAGUGAACUCUUUCAGACACUCAUCAGCAAAUCCCGGGAAACCAAUCUUUCCAAAAAGAAAGUCUGUGAGAAGCUAAGUGUGGAAGAAGAAAUGAAAAAGUGUAUUCAGGAUUUUAAAAAAAUCCACAUUCCAGAUUAUUUUCCAGAGCGCAAACGCCAGUGGCAGUCUGAACUGUUACAGAAGUAUGGGUUAUAGUAAUUAUCACAUUCCUGCAGUAUUUCAAUGACGUUCAGUGUUUACUACAGUGUCACCACCUGACUGUGUACUAACAAUGGUCAGUGUGAUUCUUGCUGCUCUUCCUUUUUGUGAACAGUGGAUGUGGGACAGUAUUUUCUUUCAUUCUUUUUGUUGUUGUUGUUGUUUUUAGAAAUAUGAUUUUUAAAAAAGAAAACUCAUAAAUGUUGAAUCAAAUGGUGUUCCUCAUUCAAACCAUUUUGCAAGAAUGAAAGCAAAAUGUGCAUGACCAAGAAGCUUAGAAUCUUGAUUUUUGAACUGUGGUCAUGUUUGUCAUUUUAUAACUCACCAAAAACAAAUCAUCAUAUCACUCCAAGUAAAGUGACAAUAUGGAUGAAGCCACAUCAAGUAAAAUGUUAGAUCAUGGUUUUGGGACCCAAAUCCAAAACUGUUUAAAUGUUAAUGCAAUAAAACAAGUAUUAUUUUUGCAUGAGCACAAUGUUACAAAUAAUUCACAAGACAUAGGGAAGAUUUGUUUGCUGCUUGGAAAGAAAAAAAUUAUGAAAAAAUAGCAAAAAAAAAAAAAAAGAAAGGUUCAGGCAAAGCCUAUAAAUGUAAGCUGUCUAGGAGAUUGAAUCUUAUUUGUUCUGGAUCUGUGAUUUUUUUGUGUAUGUGUAUGGUGUUCUGUAUGUAUGUUAAGAUGAUGUAAAUAUGCCUUAUAAUCUUGUGUUAUGACACUGACAUUCAUCUAUUAAUGCUAGUCAUGGUUAUUUCUGUGAAAUGAGUCCUUACAUCAGGCUGUGAAAAUUGGUAUAAUGAUGCUCUGAAAGAUCUGACUAUAAUGUUAAUUAAAAUAAUUGAGGGAAAUGGUAAAGAGCUUUAUGUAUUUAUUUAAAAAAAGGAAAAUAUAUUAGAA
This is a messenger RNA of Lipotes vexillifer (Yangtze River dolphin), 2585 nucleotides long. RefSeq names its product potassium channel tetramerization domain containing 8 (gene KCTD8). Bases 281 to 1690 code for a protein of 469 amino acids. The record is from RefSeq and is a predicted model, not a curated record. Lineage: Eukaryota; Metazoa; Chordata; Mammalia; Artiodactyla; Lipotidae. Gene Ontology annotation, molecular function: protein binding. The transcript has 3 exons. Gene Ontology annotation, cellular component: signaling receptor complex. Gene Ontology annotation, biological process: regulation of G protein-coupled receptor signaling pathway; protein homooligomerization.